AUGGGUCCGCCGCAUACCGCGGUUGGUGACCAGGUGGAUGCCGUCGCGCAGGAUACCACACUACUGUCGGCUGCCGACUGUGAAUUUAUCAAGGAAUUCCAAGGCUCCCUGUCCGCCGAAACGGCCAAUGACCGAGACUGUGGGGGAUUAUCGACGGCCAUACUUCGUCACUUGGGUCAUUUCAAGGAACGGAUCCAGGUCGAGUGCGUUGGAAGUGAACAAGGUCAACAGGACCACACAUUGGCUGCGCUCCCACCUCUUCCUGAUGUCUGGGGUCCAGUAAUAGCCGAGGCACGCGCUUCGCAGGGAGGGCCUGAAGUCAGCAUCACUGGGCCCGGUCCUGAUGAUCACUUUCAAGUGCAUGUCAGCAGUCCUGACGAUGCCUCGCGCACGAUUGCAUUCGUCGCCGGAGUUGAUGCUGCAUGUCGGAUAAUAAAAGGCAUGUACCACCACUGCGUGCUGGUCAUUAAGAAGCAUCGAGAGCUCGAAGAACGCCAAAGUCGUCUCAGACAACCGGCCGAGUCGACCGUAAGCGAACACAUCAAACUCCUUCGUCAGUACAACAAAGUCAAAGACGUCGGGCAACAACUCAUCGGACUGAAUGCCGACAACCGUGGUGUCCCCGUCGGAUCGCUAUACACUGACGAACACUAUGGAGUGGGACCCAAGGACUAG
Messenger RNA from Diaporthe citri, 675 nucleotides. RefSeq lists its product as uncharacterized. Lineage: Eukaryota; Fungi; Ascomycota; Sordariomycetes; Diaporthales; Diaporthaceae. Bases 1 to 675 code for a protein of 224 amino acids. Gene Ontology annotation, cellular component: Swi5-Sfr1 complex; Swi5-Swi2 complex. The record is from RefSeq and is a predicted model, not a curated record. Gene Ontology annotation, biological process: meiotic joint molecule formation; meiotic DNA recombinase assembly involved in reciprocal meiotic recombination; double-strand break repair via homologous recombination. The transcript has 4 exons.